This is a messenger RNA of Olea europaea var. sylvestris, 3450 nucleotides long. Its product is annotated as probable DEAD-box ATP-dependent RNA helicase 48. Gene Ontology annotation, molecular function: nucleic acid binding; ATP binding. Bases 672 to 3188 code for a protein of 838 amino acids. The transcript is spliced from 13 exons. NCBI's taxonomy places the organism in Eukaryota, Viridiplantae, Streptophyta, Magnoliopsida, Lamiales, Oleaceae. The record is from RefSeq and is a predicted model, not a curated record.
GAUUAAGCAUUCACAGAAGACAAACCAAACCCUCUCUCUAGUCCCUCCCGCUGCGAAGCCCGACGCUGAGUGAGUUGUGAGUAUUGUGACCUGUUGUCGGCUGCCAUCGAGUCGUCGACGCCAACGCCGACGCCGACCUCCGACCUCCACCGUUGCCCGACGCCAUUGUAGACAAAUUUCAAGGAAGAGCUGAUAAUGUAAAAUCCCUCUGUUAAAGACUGAUUGUAGCCUACUGAUCUGAAUUUGGUGUCUAAACUGGCUUCCAAGCUGAAAUUUCCUUACCCAAAGAUGCGAAUUUGUAAGAUUGUGCAUGCCGGUUGAAGAUGGCAUUUUAAGUACCAGAUUCAGCUCAAGGAGCAUGUUUUGGUUAGCAAGGCAAAGAGUAUAAAUACCUUGUGAGAUUAAGGCUGGAUGUGAUUCGAUUCUAUUUUUGAAAUGAGAUCUACAGUGAACCAGACAUCAUUUAAUGGAAACGACAGUUAGCACACCAAAAUGUUGAUAAUUUGAGGAUGGAUGUGACAAAAUUGAAAGAAUUAAGUCCUGAUUUAAACAAAUGCAUUAGUAUGAGGGCCAUUUCUGAAAAUUAGCCUAGAAUCCCUAAAACCCAUUUGCGUUUCCAUCCAUUCCCACCUUAAACCCUAAAGAAUACCAAUUUCCUUCCCUAUUCCACAAUGCAUUUCUCUUCCGAUUUCCUUUGGAAUCAAUUAAAACCCCUUCUCAAAACUCUCCGCCACAGCCAAAUUUUCCUCCGCCAAAUGGGUGGUGGCCCGCGCACCUUCCCGGGCGGUCUCAACAAAUGGCAGUGGAAGCGAAUGCACGAGAAAAAAGCUCGGGAGAAGGAGAAACGCCUCCUUGAGCAAGAAAAGCAAGUCUACCAGGCUCGAGUACGGUCUGAAAUCCGGGCCAAGCUUGCUAAUCCUGAGAAGCCGGGUUCUCAAAAACCCGAGCAAAACCGGCCCAAUUAUGGACCGUUAUCUCCCGAAGACCACAUCAAGGCCCUCGCAGAUCGGUUCAUGAAGGAGGGAGCUGAGGAUUUGUGGAAUGAAUGUGAUGGCCCUGUUAGGACUCAGGUGCCUAAGCUGCCAAAAAGCCAGGUUUUUGGUGAGCCUAUUAACUUACGGAAACUGAUUUUGGAGAAAUCAUGUAUAAGUGGUAAGAAAGAGAAUGGUGUGGGCGAACUUUCGGGGAAAUUGAGUGGUUUCUCUAGAUCGAAGAAUUUUUCUACUUAUACUGUGUCGGGUAGUAAUUUAAUGGGGAAUCGCUUGAUUGAGUAUUCAAAAAAAGUGCAUACUGGAAUUGGUUUAAUAUAUAGUUAUGGGAUUUUUUUGAGUACAAAUAAAUUAAUAAAUUUGAGGCGUUAUUAUACUGCGGAUGUGGGGAGUACAAUUAGAAGUAAAAGGCUGAAUUUUGCAAGUAACAACAGUUUAACAAGCAAUGAUGGUGCAGUUUCGAAAGAAGGGUCCUCUGGCGGGAGGAGAGUGAGAUGGCCGAGGUUUCGCGGUAAUAAAAUGGACUCAUCGGAUGACGAUGACACUGAUGAUUAUGAUGAUGAGGAGGAAAUGGAAAGUAGAGCGAGAAGGAUUGUGGGUAGCAGUGCAGCAUUGGGAAAAUACGACAUGAAGACAAAGAAGCGAGUACCUUUGAAGUUUCUGGAAGAAGAGAAUGAUUUAUCUCAGCAAGUUGAGGCAAUCAGGGAGCAGUUCAACAAGAAGAGUUUAGAGGAAGAUGGAGGAGAAAAGGGCGAAGAGGAAUCCCUUCUUAGUUCAAGAAGGUUUGAUGAGUGUGAUAUAUCUUCGUUGUCAGUCCGAGCACUUGCAGAGGCAGGCUAUUUGCAAAUGACCAGGGUCCAAGAUGCUACACUUUCCGCUUGCCUUGAAGGUAAGGAUGCUUUGGUCAAAGCCAGAACUGGCACGGGCAAAAGUGUCGCUUUUCUGCUUCCUGCUAUUGAAACAGUUCUGAAGGCAUCAUGUAGUAAAAUAGAUCGGCGGGUCCCAAGAUCCCCACCUGUAUAUGUUCUUAUUAUCUGUCCCACAAGAGAACUUGCAAGUCAAAUUGCGGCAGAAGCUAAUGUUCUCUUGAAGUACCAUGAAGGAAUUGGUGUGCAAACACUAAUUGGAGGAACACGAUUUAAAGUUGAUCAAAAACACCUAGAAUCAGUUCCAUGUCAGAUUAUUGUUGCAACUCCUGGUAGACUGUUGGAUCACGUCGAAAACAAGUCUGGCUUGUCUGUGCGGUUGAUGGGACUGAAGAUGCUUAUACUCGAUGAAGCAGACCACUUGCUAGACCUUGGAUUUCGAAAGGAUAUGGAGAAAAUUGUUGAUUGUUUGCCACGCCAGAGGCAGUCUUUACUCUUUUCAGCUACAAUUCCAAAGGAGGUCCGUCGCAUAUCUCAACUCGUUCUGAAACGGGAACAUGCCUACAUUAAUACAGUGGGCAUUGGUUAUCUGGAAACUCAUUCCAAGGUUAAGCAAUUUUUUUAUGUGGCACCACACGAACAACAUUUUCAAAUAGUACACCAUCUUAUAAAAAGCCAUAUAUCUCAAGUACUUGGUUACAAGGUUAUUGUUUUCUGUACAACAGCAAUGAUGACAUCCCUCAUGUUUUCCCUUUUGCGUGAGAUGAAAUUAAAUGUCAGAGAGAUUCAUUCCAAAAAGCCUCAAUCCUAUCGUACUAGAAUAUCUGACGAAUUCAAGGAAUCGAAAGAAUUGAUUCUGAUAACAUCUGAUGUUUCAGCCCGAGGGAUGAAUUAUCCUGAUGUUACACUGGUUAUUCAGAUGGGUAUACCCUCAGAUCGAGAACAGUAUAUUCAUCGUCUCGGAAGAACAGGGCGGCAGGGGAAAGAAGGCGAAGGAAUUCUAUUGCUUGCACCUUGGGAACAAUUUUUCAUGGAUGAUAUUAAGGACCUUCCCGUUGAGAAAUGCACAUCGCCACAUUUGGAUCCUGAUGCAAUAGUAAAGAUGGAAGACUCGAUGAAAAAGAUUGAUACUAGUGUUAAGGAAGCUGCUUAUCAUGCUUGGCUUGGUUAUUAUAACUCGAUUAAUGAAAUUGGCAGAGACAAAACCUCACUUGUUGAGUUAGCCAACCAGUUUUCACAAUCUAUUUGUUUAGAAAAGCCUCCUGCGCUCUUCCGAAAAACAGCUUUAAAGAUGGGAUUGAAAAAUAUUACUGGCAUUCGAAUCCGGAAGUAGCACCAUCUUUUUGGUUCUUCAAUGGUCAACAUAACGACAAGGACUGUGUAUAUUGGUUUUCAAUCUAGUUUCUGCAUUUCAUUUUUCACCCAUGAUGUUUUCUUUGUAUGUGAUUUAACUUGAAUCUCAAUAGUAUAAUCAAGAUCCCUGAAAGAUUAUGUUGAUUUGAGCAUAUUGCAAACUGAACAUGCAUGGAAUUUUUGUACCGUGCAGACUUUGUGGCAUUUUUUAGUUUGAAAUCAUAUUGAUUUUGUACUCAAAA